This is a messenger RNA of Exophiala viscosa, 2151 nucleotides long. RefSeq lists its product as uncharacterized. The coding region runs from base 343 to 1959 and encodes 538 amino acids. NCBI's taxonomy places the organism in Eukaryota, Fungi, Ascomycota, Eurotiomycetes, Chaetothyriales, Herpotrichiellaceae. The record is from RefSeq and is a predicted model, not a curated record. The transcript has 2 exons.
GCCGAUUGACCCAGUCACAUUUCCCCAAGCGCCUCGGGUCAGCACAUUAUUCCAGGAGGUCAGCCGGUUGACCGACCUACUUCACCACUUUGUUCUGCUCUCUACGCAGAUUUCUCCUCAUCACUGUCCUUUACAAACGACCCAGAGCUGGACUCGAUUACCAUAACGACGACGAACAAAGCUUUUGCCUCGAGGGCGUCGACUCCGUAUAUAUCUCAACCCUUUAGUCCCUCUUGCCGUCUCACGUCAGCACAAGCGGCUUGUCGGGAUUCGUGAAUACUUCGGGAAUCCCUGUCCGACGUUGCACGCCCUAGAGAAGCUGAAAGACCUUACUAAACAGUCAUGGCACCAUCGAACUUCGAGCCGGUGUCGCCCCUUGACAUGACUGCUAAAUCCAAACCGUCUCGCACGUCUGGACCCGCCAUUGAAGACUUCAGCGAGAAAACAGAUGUCAAAGCGACAACCCGAUCACUGCGGACAAACUCGACAGCAUCAUCUCGAUCCACGAACCCGGUGCGCAAAACUCGCUUCGCCGAAGCGACGUCUGUUUUCUCCCCCGCCACUGGUCCCGGCGAGCAUCAAUCUCCGUUUGCAGACCCCAACAUGGACACCAUCAACGCUGCCCCCAAGCCUGCAGACAUGGGCUUUGGCUAUAUCUCAGACAACCAACCCGUUGAACAAUAUGUCACAAUCAAAACCGAUCCCAACGGGUUCGCUGGCGUGCCACUCAAAUCCGCACUCAAAACGCCCGGCACAUCAAAUCGACUGCUUAACCCUCUCAGCCCAACAUUCCGUGAGGAACAGGUCUUGGAGAAGGAAGAAAUGAAGACCGAUGAGCAACAGGCCAACGAUCUGAAAGUCAAAACCCGCGUCCGCAUGGCUAAAUUGGUCCUCCGUGGCGUCAACUUCUCCUGCUCACUCAUUGUUCUCGCCAUGCUCAGCACCGUCCUGACGAUCUUCCACGCGACCAAAGCGAUUCCACCGCGCAACAAUCUGACAGCAUGGGCGCCCAAACAACAGAUAUGGCCACAGAUUGUUGUGUUGUCCAUCUCCUGCGUCUCACUCCUGUUCUCAGUGAUCGUCCUCGUUGCAUACUGCAGAGGCGGUCACAACCGCGCGCAAAAGGUCGCAGUCUACUACACCAUGUUCGGAGUCGGGUGGUUCAUGUUCAGCGUCAUCAUGUGGCUUGUCGGGGCCGCCGUCCUGCACGGCAGCAAAGCCAACGGCGGCGGCGUUGACAUGUGGGGUUGGUCGUGCAAGGACAACAAGCGCAAGCAAUUGUUCCAAGACGAUGUGCACUACGCGCUGGUCUGUAGAUUGCAGGACUGGAGUCUGGUGUGCUGCGUCAUCGAAGUCGUGGUCGAGGUCAUCGUCAUUGCGAUCUAUGGCAUUGUCUUCUACCGCUUCUGGAGCAAGAACAGGCUGCGAAAGAGCAUGAAUGCCCGAGACCGCGCACGCACGGACUUAUACCUUGCACAACUGAGGACUCAAUCUGCACCAAAUACGCCCGGAUUUGCGAGUAUGACACAGCAGACGCCACGGACGCCGGGAUUUCCGUCGCAGCACUCGAUUCACUCGCCUGGCGGUAAAGAUGUUGAGGCGGGUGUCUAUCCGUACUCGCAGGCACAAGAAGCAGCACGCCAGCCUUCGCCUCAAUUUGUGGCCGUGUCGCCGCAGUCCAACUCCAACACGACGAGUUCGCCGUUCAGGUUGCAGGCUCCGCCGAUACGAGUCCACAACGCGACACCUAAGUUGUCGGCGUCCGAGGGAUUUCAACGACAUGAUAUGUCGGCGUCACCUCCUCCGCCACCAAUGUCCCCACCGCCCGAGGAUAGAGUACACCAGCACUUUGGCGCCGCACCAGGCGAGCAGACGUAUGAUGCUGUGCCGAUUCCGGGCGCGUAUGUCCCGCCUUCACAGCUGGAGCGGAGUCAGAGUCCGCCUGGUCAGGCUUAUUGAGUCUUUGGAAACGGAAAACACUCCAAGUUUGGGAUCUUCUCUGGAAGGGCGCUGGCACGGUCACAUGGGUAAAGGAGUUGAUCAUGUCAUGGGGUAGGAUUGAGUAGGCUUGUGCCCCAUCGUUUAUACUACUUCUCUUACACUCAGAUGUUAUAGCCAUGGAUACUGUAGCCUGGUUUUUCAAACCUAAUU